UGUAACGUCAUGGUUGGCAUGUUUCCGCCGUUUGGCACGCGUCCACGUCAUCCAUAAAACGUGCCGGUGCUCUGCCGCGUCAAACAUCGAAUAAAAGCACACCCCGCGGACAAUCUGACACUCUACACCUCCUAAGAGAAUCUUGAAGGACGUUUCGCUACCGUUGUGACACAAUCAUACGAAGAUGAAGUCAAUGAUUUUCCAGCUCGGUCGCAGUCUGAGGAGCUCCGCGCCCCUCAGCACGCUCCGCGGCGUCCAUUCGGCGGCGCGUCCCGCCCCCACUCGCAAGGCGGAACAGCCACUUACCCCCGAGGAGAUCUACGCCCGCGAGGAAAAGCAUGGUGCGCACAACUAUCAUCCCCUGCCUGUGGCGCUGCAGAGGGGAGAGGGAGUCUACGUAUGGGAUGUUGAAGGUAGCCGCUACUACGACUUCCUGAGCGCCUACAGUGCUGUCAACCAGGGCCACUGCCACCCAAAGAUCGUCGCCGCACUCACCGCACAAGCGUCCAAACUGACGCUGACCUCCCGUGCCUUCUACAACGACAUGCUGGGCGCUUACGCAGAGUUCGUCACCACCUUGUUCGGCUAUGACAAGGUCUUACCCAUGAACACAGGUGUGGAAGGCGGUGAGACGGCAUGCAAGUUGGCUCGUAAGUGGGCUUACAACGUGAAGGGGGUCCCCAAGAACAAAGCCAAGAUCGUCUUUGCAGAUGGCAACUUCUGGGGCCGCACCAUGGCAGCCAUAUCCAGCUCCACAGAUCCCAGCAGCUACGAAGGCUUCGGCCCCUUCAUGCCUGGCUUUGAGCUGGUCCCGUUUAACGACAUUCCGGCACUUGAGAAAGCCCUCCAGGAUCCAGAUGUCGCAGCUUUCAUGGUGGAGCCCAUCCAGGGCGAGGCGGGCGUGGUGGUACCUGACAAUGGGUACCUAACCCAGAUCAGAGAGCUGUGCACGCGCCACAACGUGCUGUGGAUCGCCGACGAAGUGCAAACGGGUCUGGCGAGAACCGGGAGGCGUCUGGCAGUGGACCACGAGGAAGCACGUCCAGAUAUUGUCAUCUUAGGAAAAGCACUCUCGGGAGGAGUUUACCCUGUGUCAGCUGUGUUGUGCGACGAUGAGGUCAUGCUGACCAUCAAGCCGGGCGAGCAUGGGUCCACGUAUGGAGGGAACCCCAUCGCUUGUCAGGUGGCCAUCGCUGCUCUUCAGGUGAUGGAGGAGGAGAAGCUGGCAGAAAACGCCGAACGCAUGGGCCAACUGUUGCGCUCGGAGCUGAGGAAUUUGCCUUCCGAUAUUGUGACGACAGUGCGCGGCAAGGGCCUGCUCAACGCCAUCAUCAUCAAAGAAACUGAAGACUGUGACGCGUGGAAGGUGUGCCUGCGCCUGCGCGACAACGGUCUGCUAGCAAAGCCCACGCACGGCGAUAUCAUCCGUCUGGCUCCGCCCCUUACCAUCAACGAGCCCCAGCUGAGAGAGUGCAUCGACAUCAUCCACAAAACCAUCUCGUCCUUCUAAAAGUACACAUAUCAAAGUAAUCAUUUUGGUUUUAGGUGAAACUUUGAAACACGCUCCUUCCGAUUUAAUUUGGACUUUUAGAUGGGCAUUGUUCUUGUAUAUAGUUCACUUGCUAUGAGGGCGGGACAUUAAGAUCCUUCCGCUGUUACAAUUCUUCAUUAUAUUUAAUAUUUUGAUUUGUUAGGAUGCGGUUUGAUACUAGUUUAAAUGCAUUGUUUUCAAUUUGGUAAAAAAUACAAAUACAGAAAUGUGGAAUUUUGACAGGAAACGAUGCCAAGUUAGUUGAGCUGUACAGGUAUGAAAAGGAAAGGAAGGCUAGCGCAACAAAUUGUGCCACACAUAGCAGAAAUUAACAUAACGCUCCUAUGCUGCUCUGUAAUGUCCAUGUAAUGCCACAUGAUGGUGAUAAUGGAACACUUUGGCUUAAAGAAAGCGCCUCAACUCAAAAUCAGCACUAAUUUCCCUGCAGAUAGCACUUAAACAGUAAUGUUACUAGCCUAGUUAGAGCACAAAAAUGAUGAAAGAUUAGCUUUUUAAAAGACAAUAGAAAAAUCCAUUAGUGCGAUUUGCAAAUAUCCACACUGUGGGACUAAUAAAAGUAUCGAAACACAGAGGGAACAAACAUGUUUGCAUAGCACUAUUAUAUAGACAUCGGAUUGUCUUUUAAAGCUGGUUUUGGAAUGAAUGUGUUAGCUAAAACAGCAGUCCAACUAAAAGCGGAAAUUUGAAGGGUUUUCUUAUUCGAUAAUGGAGGUUUCACUGAACAAAAUUUUGCAAGAAGUGCACACUAAGAUAUAAAUAUGAAUGUAAAAUGUUACCUUUUGUGUUAAGUUGGCACAAUGUAACAACUGUUACUUGUCAAGCUUCUAACGGGAGUAUUGAAGGUUCCAGCGUAUUGUCUUGUCAAAGACCAGUUUUUGUUACAUGAAAGAAAAUCAGAAAUUCUUCUAAUAAAUUAUUGCAUUAUUUCA
Molecule: messenger RNA, 2481 nt
Organism: Corythoichthys intestinalis (scribbled pipefish)
Lineage: Eukaryota; Metazoa; Chordata; Actinopteri; Syngnathiformes; Syngnathidae
Gene: oat
Product: ornithine aminotransferase
Exons: 10
Coding region: 185-1510 (441 amino acids)
Cellular component (GO): cytoplasm
Molecular function (GO): pyridoxal phosphate binding; L-ornithine transaminase activity; identical protein binding
Source: RefSeq, a predicted model, not a curated record